AUGCCGCCGCCGUCCGCAUUCCGGCAAUCGGCAUCCGCUCCCGAUAUUAGUCGGGCAAUUUCCUCCGCCGACGUGCACAGCCGCGACGCUUCGACUCAAACAACCGAAUCACCCGUCGCAUCCCGAAAACUCGCCGGUUACAUCAAGAAAAGAACUAAAAAAUCGAACCUAACCGACGAAAAUCUCCGGGAGUUCGACCGAAAAAACGACCCCGUCGACAAGCAUUAUAGCCCUUAUUACAAGGGAUUGACCGAUUUUUCGCUCGACAUCCGUCGAGAAAAGCAGACGGAGUCGAGCCCCGGUCGAGAAAAUCAUUCAACGACGUUCGUCGGUUCGGCGAUCAAGUUGAGCUUCUUGUUCCGGGUCCACGAAUGGAGCUCGUAUUGCUUCGCGUCAAAACCAUGCGACGACGAAAAAUUGCCCGAAAAUUGGGGAGGUAAACGGUCAAGCAAUUGCGAGUCGAAAAAUAAGUUUAAAUCAGAAAGGAAACUAAUUACUUUUAGUUCAUCAGAAAAUAUGCUGCCGCUGUCGCCACCGAUGGCACCACCACCGGAAUCUUUUCCAUGUCGACUUCCGCACCUAUCGCUGCCGGUAGCGACACUUCCGGAGUGGCUACUCCCCGAUGCACCGGCGAGAAUAUUACAAACGAAAGUGUUAUUACAUCGUGCACUCGACGGGGAUGAGUACGAGAGCGCGGAGAUGUGUAACGACGUAGAAAAGGAAAGAGUAUACACAUGGUUGGAGAAAUACCGGCCUCUUUGGCUCAAAGAUUUUGUAUGUAAUCGAAAAACGGCGCAAUCGCUACAAAACUUGGCGAAGAAAUGGCGCGACGAAAACGAAGAAUUUGGUCAUUUCGUAUUCGAAGGAAAUCCCAGGGUGGGCAAGAGAACGAUGAUCCGUGCUUUUCUUAGAGAAGCCUUCGGACAAGACGUCGUCGAGGCAAGGGACGAAAGCAAGGAAUUUUUUGCGAAGGGACAGGCAGGGGCCAGCGUCGUCGUAAACUUGAGGAAAUCGCGGCAACAUAUCGAAGUUAAUUUAUCUGAACUCAAAGGCUAUGAGAAGCAUGUUAUGGAAGAACUUGUCAAGGAUAAAAAUCGAAUGUUCAAUUGCGACAACUUUAAAGCUGUAAUUCUAUAUGACGUCGACAAGUUACCGGACGAUAGCCUAGCAAGUAUCGAGCGGAUACUAGAGACGCUCGAUGGUUAUUACAAGGUAUUCUUCUGCUGCAACGACGCCAAAAAACUCGACGCUGUCAAGAAGUCUUGCACAUUCGUCAAAAUAUUAGAUCCUUCACAUGAAGAGAUUCUCGAAGUUUUGGAGACAAUAGCGAAAGAAGAGAAGAUAGAGUUAUCGCGGCAAUUGGCAUCGAAAAUAGCUAAAAGCUCGAAGAAUAAUUUGAGACAAGCAAUACGCUCAUUCGAAGCAACUUGGCAUUCCAAACGAUGCUGCUCUUCAUUGAUCGGAGAUUGCGACAUCAAAACUGGAUGGGAAGAUGAAAUAGCAAAUAUCGCCGAAAAAAUGCUUAAAGAACAAACUCUAAAGCAACUUUACAGCAUCCAAGAAGAAAUCCAAAGACUUUUAGAGCACAAUAUCGAUCCAAAAUUCAUUUUUCAAACUCUAAAGGAAGCACUGAAUAGGUGUUUACCUGAGGACUUACGGAUGCAAUUUAUCGAGCUAUUCGAGGAACAUCAAAAAAGCGACGCUAGUACAGAGAAGUCGUUCCCGUCCGAAGAUCAAGAAGAAUUUGGUCGAAGAAAAAAUGAUUAUACAAAGAACAUCCAUCAGUUCAUGGAGAUUGAAGAGUUUAUAGCAAAAGUGAUGAGUUGGUACAAGAGCUUGAAUACAGAGAAUAUGGAGGAUUGA
Molecule: messenger RNA, 1863 nt
Organism: Andrographis paniculata
Lineage: Eukaryota; Viridiplantae; Streptophyta; Magnoliopsida; Lamiales; Acanthaceae
Product: replication factor C subunit 3-like
Exons: 10
Coding region: 1-1863 (620 amino acids)
Biological process (GO): DNA-templated DNA replication; DNA repair
Cellular component (GO): DNA replication factor C complex; nucleus
Molecular function (GO): DNA clamp loader activity; DNA binding
Source: RefSeq, a predicted model, not a curated record